AACACACUCUUUCACUAAAAACAGGAGGGAGGUGACUUUUGGUUUGCCCCAUAACGGCGAGGAUAGCCUCUAACUGAUGUCACGUUGCAGUAAGCUGUGUGUUUGCAGUGCUGAGGAACUGGACGGCAGGUCCCAACAUCAGGAGCAGAGCCACUCCCCUUUCCUGAGCUGAGCUUGGAGGGGAAACCCAGGCUUUAAAAGUUUCAUUUCACAUAGAAGAGAGUCUCUCGCUGGACUCACACCCACCAGCCCACUCUUUUCGGACAUCUCCAACCUGAAAGCGACCGUGUCAGGAUGGCAAACUCCAAAUCUUCUCAGACUACUCGUAACAUUGUGAUCGCCUGCCUGGCUCUGUGGUCGAUCAUUUCGCUUAUUAUUAUUGUGGUAUGGGCCACUUCGCCUGAUAUGAAAGGAGCCAGUCAGUGUCGCAAGGAAAUGCAAGCCCUAUCGGAGAGGCAUGAUGGGGCAAAAGUCGAGUGGACCAAAAACCGAAGAGCCCUCGAGGAUCUGGUGAGACAGGGAUGGAGGAACCAGACUACCCUACAGAAGCAAAUCGACCAGAACAUGGAGCAAAUACAGACACUGAUUUUGUCUUUGAAUGACAGCCGGCGAGAAAAUGCCAUUCUGACUGAAAACAUCACAAUUUUGGAGAGCAAGAUUAAGGAAUACAAACUCAUCGAGGGAAACCUCACUACAGAAAUCAGCCUGCAGAAAGACCAUAUUGAAGCCCUGGAGCACAAUUUGACCCUGAAGGCCCAGGAGUUGGCAUCUUGUGAGGCUUUUCACCUCGCUUCCAAACAGCUCCAAACUGCCGCAGAGAAACAGUCACAGGUCUGCGAGACCACCAAGCAAUAUUUAGACAGGCAACUCGCAAAGUGCAAAGACCACCAUGGACAUGAACCCAUAUAUAUUGAACCCAAUGACAGCGGAGUCCAAGGAAUCACCACAAGUCGUGUUACACUGGCCAUGAUUGUUUGCAUCAGUCUGCUUUUGGUACCAUAGACGAGAGGAAGGCUGGAUGAUGGAUUAUUUGGGUACAUGUUUUGGUGCAACACUGUUCUGAGGACACUGCUCAGGUGCACUUGUAACCCUGGACUUGAAGCACAUAUAAAUCUACAUUUGGAAUGCGAAGUGACAACGCAAAAUUCAUGAUAAUAUGUAGUCAAUGAAGGUAUUUGUGUUGCAAAAAUGUUUGGUGGCACGUAAAAAUUAUUGGUUGACCACAUGGACAAUUUAUUCACCUUAUUCAACAAAUGUAUGCUGUACUUCAUUGGUGGUAACUUUUUUUUCUUUAGUUAUUUUUUAUUACAAAAAAUAUAUGGAUUUUACAGUCUAGAUGUUUCAGAAUUGUAUUUAUUUUGUUUAAAGUAACCAGGCUAAUAUGCCAAAGAGCUAUUUGGAAAUUUGAUCACACUGUUUUACCACUGUCUGUUUUUUUUUGUGUUUGUUUUUUUUAAUGGAAAAUUCAUGACUUUUUGAAAGCUAUUUUUGAAUAAAAUUACAAUGUUGACUCUUUAA
Messenger RNA from Megalobrama amblycephala (Wuchang bream), 1518 nucleotides. RefSeq lists its product as uncharacterized. The coding region runs from base 295 to 1002 and encodes 235 amino acids. Lineage: Eukaryota; Metazoa; Chordata; Actinopteri; Cypriniformes; Xenocyprididae. The record is from RefSeq and is a predicted model, not a curated record. The transcript has 5 exons.